AUGGGGGGGAAGAAGGAGGAGGGAGGCGAAGUGGAGGAGACCAUGCGCGAUCUCUUCGAGCUAGUGAAGGAGGCAGGUACAAGCGCAAACGAGAAGGAUCUUGGUACAGGGAGAGCGAAGAGCUUGAUCUCCAACAUCCAGUCGAUGAUGGGGCAGGCGCAGAGCUCGAAAUCUGUCUCCACGGUGCUGCAAGCGGUUGCAGCUCAAUGCAGCGAUCCCGAUGGAUCACGAGCCGUCAAGAUCAUCCUUGGUGUGCUGAGCAAGUCGGACAUCACCUCAGUACGGAUUUUGUGGUGUUUGGGACGAAUUCUCGCCUCCAUGCAUAACGAGCAGACUUCAGCAUUCCACGAGGAGAUUGUCAAGGCGCUGCAGGUGAUCAUGCAGCGGGUAGAGGGGAAGGCAGAGCUGGAGACGCUUCUUUUUGUCGUCGUCUGCCAGGCGUGCGAGAGCAAGAUGGGGAUGGAGCGAGUCUCGAAACACAGUGAGAUGGGACAUCAAGCACACCAUGCUGGGGAAGAGCGACCGGAGAAACAUUCCCAUCAUGGCGUAGACGACGAGAGGAUCUUCGAAGCAGACAGGAAGAUGCUGAGUGGAAUCAUCGGGAUGGGAGAGCACAGCGGGGGAGCGCGGGACAUUGCGAGUGGGCAGGACGCGGAGGACGACGUUGAGAUGCAAGAUGCCGCGAGGCAGUCCGAGAGCAACUCGACACUGGUUGUUCAUGACAUGUGUAAGGACGAUGCAUCCCUGCUGGAUCAGAUAUGGAGCAGAGCGUACACGGACCAUAUACUUCUAUCGACCAACGGCCACUCCUUGAAGGACAGCUCCCAUACCGAGUUCAACGAGGACGCUGACAUGCCGCUGAUGAAGCUUUCCCUGCAUGCUCCAUCAUUCUGCUCGCUGUUGCUGCCUCGAUGCAUCAUCGCCCUGCGGGAAGUUUUGUGCAAGUCAAUCGCUUCACAGCGCAUGUCCCCUUGCCUUGUGACCUUGAGCAAGCUCGUUUCCGAGUGGCUGAAUUCGUCUGUUCGAUUCCUGUCGACGCAGAUCCCCCGAGUCGUUGACCUCAUCUACAUCUGCUCCCUGUGGCCUUACGAAUUCUACGACGCGAGCGCGAGCGGCAAUGCCCUGCUUGCAGACUUCAUGAUGGCCCUCUCAGAUGUUUCCCCUGCGGAGGAUCAAGGUCCUGUCUCGCAGGAGGAUAUAGCGAUUGUUAGCAAAGCUAUCAAACAGCUGGACGCCCCCCGCAACGAAGUUGCCACGGACAAGCUUGCCCAGAUACUCAUCGCAGCGUCUUCCCAUGGCUGGAUCCGACUAUCACAGUCAGACAUGGACACUGCAGUGAGUAUGCUGGAGAGGAGGCCGAUGAUGGAGACGUUCAUUUCGAGAUAUCCCAUGCUUGUGAAGGGAAUGGAAGACAGGAAAAAGUUGGUGUGA
This is a messenger RNA of Guillardia theta CCMP2712, 1431 nucleotides long. RefSeq lists its product as hypothetical. The transcript has 14 exons. NCBI's taxonomy places the organism in Eukaryota, Cryptophyceae, Pyrenomonadales, Geminigeraceae. The record is from RefSeq and is a predicted model, not a curated record. Bases 1 to 1431 code for a protein of 476 amino acids.